UCUAGUGAAAUAAGCUAUUCUUUUUCCCGCGGGCUUGGCGCGCGGUGAUAAUAGAGCUUCCAGCUGCUGCCGUUGUUGUGAUGUUGUGUCGUUCGUUAGUCCGCCGCUGCCAGGAUGGACCGCAGGGUUUGGCACCAAGAUUUUCCCUACUCCAUUUAUUAGGGCAGUAUCAGUGUAUUAAGGAAGAUGACCAUCCUUCCUAUGGAGACAUGGGAAUUCCAGUUCCUCCUUUUGGCUGUAGCUUUUCAACAGCUUCAGAUGUGCAACAUGUUCUUGGUGUUGCCAAUGAAGAGGGAUUUGUUAGGCUGUAUGAUACCCACACACAACUGAACAACAAGAAAAUUGUUAAAGAAUGGCAAGCUCAUUUAAAUGCUGUGUUUGAUCUUGCAUGGAUGCCCUAUGAACACAAAAUUGUUACUGCUUCAGGGGAUCAAACUGCAAAAGUGUGGGAUAUUAAAACUGGUGAACUCUUGGGAGUAUGCAAAGGACAUCAGUGCAGUCUCAAAUCAGUUGCUUUUUCUAAAUUUGAAAAAGCUGUGUUCUGUACUGGAGGAAGGGAUGGAAAUAUCAUGAUCUGGGACACUCGAUGCAGUAAGAAAGAUGGAUUUUACAGGCAAGUCAAACAAAUAAGUGGUGCCCACAACAUCAUAGAUAAAACACCAUCCAAACUGAGGAAGAAAAAACAGAAUGUGAAAGGACUUGCACCCUCAGUGGAUUUCCAGCAGAGUGUAACAGUGGUACUACUUCAAGAUGAACAUACCUUAAUCUCAGCUGGGGCUGUUGAUGGUGUGAUCAAGAUAUGGGAUCUGCGCAAGAACUAUACUGCAUACCGGCAGGAACCAGUGCCCUCCAGAGUUUUCAGCUACCCUGGGAACAGUACCCGUAAACUUGGAUAUUCCAGUCUUAUUUUGGAUUCCACUGGUACCAACCUAUUUGCUAAUUGCACUGAUGAUAAUAUAUACAUGUUCUGUAUGCCAGGUCUGAAGAAUAAUCCGGUGUCAGUUUUCAGUGGACAUCAAAAUUCCAGUUUCUAUGUCAAAUCCAGCAUUAGCCCAGAUAACCAGUUCUUAAUCAGUGGUUCAAGUGACCAAUGUGCCUAUAUCUGGAAGGUAUCUGAAUCACAAUUUCCUCCAAUGGUACUUCAUGGCCACCUGCAAGAGGUCACUUCGGUUGCCUGGUGCCCAUCUGAUUUCACUAAGAUUUCCACCUGUUCAGAUGACAACACUAUCAAGAUUUGGCGCUUAAGGCAAAGCACCAAAGAAAAGACCUGGACAGACAAAACCAGCUUGGUUGGUUGGACUGAUCAAAAGACAGUAGUAGAACAAAACAAAAUAGAAGUUCUUAGCAGCAGGCAUGGUACUCCACCUAAAGUUCUUCCAACAGGCAGCCCUCUUAUUUCUUCACCACAACCAGCUGCUUGUGCUCCAACUUAUACGGGAGAUCUUCCGCUUCCUACCAACACACCAACAUCAUCUUCUGCCACGACACCAAGCAUCUCAAUUUGCACCUUCACUCCUGCAAAGCAAAAAGUUACUUCAAGCACCUUAUCAAAACUAGUACUUCCUUCAACUACGUCCAUUCAACACUGGGUUACAAAGACUCCAAAUUCAUCUCCACCUGUAAGGGAAACAAAGAUAGCUUCUCCACAAAUAGCUGCAGCAGAUAUUCCUGACACUGCCUUUGCUUCCACCUCACCACAUCUGAGGUCAGAAACACGUGCCAAGAGAAGGUUAGAAUCAAGUAGGGAAGAAAAUAUGUGUCUCAAAAGCUGUAACUGUAUGACUGAACAUCACCCAGAGUCUAAGAAAUCCAGACAAGAACAGUUCACUUUGGCAGCAAGUUCAAAGCCUUGGAGAGGAGACUGCCUUACUCUUAAUGGAGAAGUACAGAAUAUUCAAAACUUGAAAGAGCCCUUUUCUCCUAGUAGUCCUUGUUCUUCUGCCACUUGUCUAAAUUAUCCACAUCUUAUCGAAACAUCUUGUGAGAAGAUGGUUGACAAGGAGAAUGGUUCUACUGAUAGAAGAACCUGGCUGUCUGAUUUGGGAAAUAAACUCCGAACUAACAAGAUGAAUAACUCUAGUGGGUCAUCCUCAUCAUUACGGAAUCCAAGCACAAAACGAGUGGAAGCUAGAACAGGAGCUACAUCACCAGGCCCUAUUAUGACUACAAUAACAAUGAGGAAGAUUUGUACAUACUUCGAGCGAAAGUCACAAAAAAACUAAAGAACUAUGUUUUGAGUGUACCUUAAUGCUGAAACAUGUAUUUUAUUAAUCCAGAUGGAUUUAGUUUUAUCCACAAAAAAGAUACCCAUGCAUUUUAAUUAAAACGAAUACUUCCUGUUUCUAAUUUUUUUCUAUUUACUGUCUUGCAUUUAAUUAGUUAGGGCACUAAUUAAAUGGAGAAACAGGCUCAAUGAAUGAAACAGCCAAUCCCUUUGAUUUAAGAUUUGCAUUUAUUUCUUUUAUGGUAAAUUGCAGAAAAUAUUUUUUCAAACCUUUUUUGAAAAUACUUUUACCUAUUUGAAUGUACUUUUAAUUGCUAAAUUAGUACAUAAGGCAAAACAGAAAAGGAAUCCAUUCAAGAAUGUUUUACUUGAUCUACCUUAUACUAAAGGAAAUGCCUUUAUUUUAUACAUCCCAGUUUCCCAUUGUAUUGGUGUAAAAAUAUUUUCUUAUAAAGUACAUUUUUCUUAACAUUGCAGCUCUUUUUCUUCUUUUGCAAUGAAGCAGAUAAUAAGCAGGAGGGACAAAAAACCUACUGCGCACUCCUGGAGGAAAUCUGACACUUGAAUUCGGAAGCAAUUCAAAGAAGUGGUGAAAGCUAAACUUUUGGCUCGAUGAUUGUUUUGUAUUGAGCAUUUACCUUUUCAUAGCACAGUCAAGUUCCUAAAAUUGACAUAUGUUGCCAUGUUCAUCACAUUAGGAAUAUAUAGGUUAUUAAAACUAUCUACAAAAAAAUAGUGUAAUUUCAUAUCAAGUGAUAAUGUAUUUCUCGUCAAUAUUUUCUUGACAUAUGAAGUAAUCAGGUAUGUUAUAGCUAAAUAAAUGUCUAGUCCUAGUGAAAAAGGGGGAUCUUUUUCUACUCUGUAAGCCUGCUAGAGUCACUUACAAAGGUGAGAUGGGUGGCAAAUAAAUAAAGUAAAUAAAUAAAUAAAUCAGCAAUUCCCAAGGUCACUCAGUCAUUGGCUCACUACAGAAAGUAAUUUUAUCUUUUAACACAUUGUUUUAAAUAUCUUCCUAUAUGUACUGACUAGUGACUGCUAAUUUGGAUCAUAUCCAUAUUAACCAUCUGCAAGGAUGUGCUGAGAGUAUGUAUUCAUUCAUGCUCUGCUCUUACAUAAUUGCUACAAUUAUUUCUGAUUAGCAUAUUUUGAUGUUUUCAAUAAUUUUUCCUUCUAAGUAUUUGGUAUGUAUAUUUGUCUACUUAAGCUAAUGAAUGUACUACAUGUGCUUUCUUUAGAUUCACUUGAGCCGCAGUCUAUUAGAUUUGCAGAUAUUAGAGGACCUUGUAUUUGUUACAAGUGGUCUUAACACAAGUUAUCCCUCUGAAAUUUAUAUCUGUGUUGCUGCAAGAAGCAUUUUUCAACUUAGAGCUCUGCAGGCUGUUCCUAAAGAUGAUUAGGGAACUGGAGCAUAAAA
Messenger RNA from Thamnophis elegans (Western terrestrial garter snake), 3638 nucleotides. It is a transcript of the gene DTL, whose product is annotated as denticleless E3 ubiquitin protein ligase homolog. The transcript is spliced from 15 exons. The coding region runs from base 81 to 2222 and encodes 713 amino acids. The record is from RefSeq and is a predicted model, not a curated record. Gene Ontology annotation, cellular component: nucleus. Gene Ontology annotation, biological process: mitotic G2 DNA damage checkpoint signaling; proteasome-mediated ubiquitin-dependent protein catabolic process. NCBI's taxonomy places the organism in Eukaryota, Metazoa, Chordata, Lepidosauria, Squamata, Natricidae. Gene Ontology annotation, molecular function: protein binding; protein-macromolecule adaptor activity.